AUGGCUGUUGUCGAAACCAUCCCCAACCAGCAUGCUGUCAAGACAGCAUUUGAGCAUCCUAUCUAUGCAUCAGAUGGCUCGGCUCUACCCUUCAGUGCCUUGUUCGAUAAUCACAGUGAGAGCUCAACUCCACCCGACCGAAUAUUGGUCAUCUUCAUUCGACAUUUCUUCUGCGGGAAUUGUCAGGAGUACAUCCGGAGGCUCUCUUCGCUCGAGUCUCCCUUCCAUCCUUCCAACAAAUCUCAUUCGGCUGUAACGACUCAAAACUUCUCCAAGCCAGCAAAACACCCACUGCCUUCAGUCAUCAUCGUCGGCCCUGGCCUGCCAACUCUGAUCGCCACGUAUAUUCGUAUCACACAAUGUGCCUUUCCGGUCUACUGCGACCCAACCACUCAGCUAUACGAUCUGCUAGGUAUGCAUCGCACGCUUUCCCUCGGCCACAAAUCUCCUGUCUACAUUCAGCAUUCUCUCUUCAGCGGGGCCGUCAAAUCGGCAUUACAGAUUGUCCGUCGAGUCGGCAAUGGCGACGCAACGGGUGGAGGAGACUGGAACAUCAACGGUGGAGAGUUCCUGUUCGUUCAGCCUCGGCUGCAUGUCAACGGGUCUAAGUCACGGUCACCAUCGAGAUCGGCAGGUGGAAGAGCACCAUCCUCGACCCGAGCCACGGCUUCUAGUUCCGUAUCGAGUUCAAGUUCAGGAUCGACGCUGGGCUGGGAAAUCUCCUGGUGCCACCGAAUGCUGAAUUCGCGUGACCAUACCGAAUUGCAUCAAUUGCAUUAUAACACCUGCUUCUCUCCUGCAAAUUCUUCACGGACCCCAUCUCCCCCUCGUUCGAUUCUCGUCAAUGGUAAUCGCCAACCUCAGCCUCAGCGAUCUCAAACUCUUCCUAUUGCUUCUACGGAGUCGUUUAAGAGCUAUUCGAAUGAUUGUCAAGGCUCCUGUCCCGGCCCGGAUAUUCCUCGAUCGAGGGACGAGGUCCGACAUCAUCGCUCACAGUCUCCCGCCGCUGGGAAGCGGCCCAAUAGCCGGAGUCGUUCGCGAAGCACAAGCACUGGAGCCAGCACGAUCGCAAGUAUACCCAGACCGAGGUCAUCUGCGUCUCGAGCCAUGAACCACCACCGAAACGAUUCGGAAAUUUCAGCCUCCAUCAAAGAAGCCCAGCCACGCAAGAGCUUUUCAGAUUCCAUCAUGGAAAAGGUGGGCGGUUUAGUCCGAGCCAAGUCACUCACAUCCAAAUCAUCAAACCGGCACACUGCAGAUGACUCCAACAUUGUACGUAGACCUUCAACUCGAUCACAGAAUCAUGAACCACAACGACCCCGAAUGUCACUAAGCCUUGCCCGCGCCAAAUUGGCCUUGAGAGCAAACGCCGAACCACUCUCAUCUACUCCUAAUACUAGUAGCUUUCCGCGGCCUCCACCUCCUCAACCAGAAUCCGACUCAAGCAGCGCCUCCCGGCCUGGGGGGUCUACUGAAGUCAGAAAACUGAUACCUACGCCCCUCCGCCCUCGUUCUCGAUCACGAUCAAAGUCCCGAUCCCAGUCUAACUCGAAGCGACCGACUUCCUUGCGGAACGAAGACGAGAUUGACAUGGACGAGAAUGGAAUCAUGAUCGUCGAUGGGGUUGAAUUUGUCAACGUUAUUUCAGUCCAAGCUCGUGUAGAUGCAAUUGCAGCAACUCCAAACGAGACAAAGCCGCAACGAGCAGCCCCUAGCAGUGAUAAAUCACUUUCACAGCAGCGGGUGACGGAGAGGCAACAAGCGCCAACCCGUUCUCAACCACUACGAAACCAAGGAUAUACACGUGGCAGCGUUGGGUUGAAUCUCCUGACCGACCGAAGCACGGCGGCGGUCGCGGCAAGACUCGCUGCCACCAGCACACCUAAGAUUGGCACCGGUGAAGCUCUUGGGAUUGUUGGUGAAAAUCCGCACCAAGGGUACCCCCUCUUGCACCACCAUCAACAGCACGGUGGGUUCAGGUCCAGCAUGACCAUAGGUUUGACGGCGAGCGCACCCGCCAUCUCUUCGCAUUAA
This is a messenger RNA of Exophiala aquamarina CBS 119918, 2034 nucleotides long. RefSeq lists its product as uncharacterized. NCBI's taxonomy places the organism in Eukaryota, Fungi, Ascomycota, Eurotiomycetes, Chaetothyriales, Herpotrichiellaceae. The record is from RefSeq and is a predicted model, not a curated record. The coding region runs from base 1 to 2034 and encodes 677 amino acids. The transcript has a single exon.